CAAAAUGGCGUCAUCGAAGGAAACCUAUUGUUUGUGUGGUCAACCAUAUAAUAUUGGACAAUUUAUGAUAGAAUGUGACUGCUGUCGCGAGUGGUUUCAUGGAAGUUGUGUUGAUGUAAAAAUUUACCAUUCUGACGAUAUCGACAAAUACCACUGUCCAAAAUGUGCGCAGACAUAUGGUCCGUCUGUUUUAAAAAUCCCCACAAACAACCACCGGGCGGACAGAUACGAGAUUGGGGCUGAAACUCGGCCAUCCCAAGCAGGUACUCCGGCAUGGGUCCGAGCACUGGCCGCCCGUCCCCUUCGGCCGACACCCGCUUCGUUACAGAGAAUGCGACCGCAGCACUUUACAGAAGAGUUUGUGAGGGAUAAUGGUUUUACUCGCCCAGUGAUUUUUAAUACUAUUGAAGGUUUGGAUAUGAAAGUGCCUAAUGCAGCAACAUUUACUGUAAGAUCUGUAUUAAGAUACUGUGGAGCUCAGCUAGAGGUGGAAGUUAUAGAUGUACGUAAACAGUCAACGCUGAGGAUGCCGCUUGGUGAUUUUAUUGAUUACUUUGAAACACCACCAGAACACAGAGAUGAGAAAGUACUUAAUGUACUCAGCUUAGAGUUCACAGACACCAACCUGUGUCCGCUGGUGGAGCCGCCGGGAACGCUGCGGGCGCUGGACUGGGCGCAGCUGGGGGGCUCCCCUCCCGCGCGGCCCGCCGUGCAGCGCUACUGCCUCAUGUCGGCCGCCGCCGCUUACACGGACUUUCACGUGGACUUCGGUGGCACCACUGUCUGGUACCACGUGCUGCACGGUCGGAAGAUCUUCUAUCUGAUCCCUCCGACGUCCACCAACCUGGCGCUGUACCAACAGUGGAGCGCGGCCAACAAUCAGAGCGAGAAGUUCUUUGGUGAUAUGGUGGAGUGGUACGGCACGGCCGAGGUGAGCGCCGGCGAGACGCUGUUCAUCCCCACGGGCUGGAUCCACGCCGUGUACACGCCCUGCGACUCGCUCGUGUUCGGGGGGAACCUGCUGCACUCCUAUGCCAUCGAGAUGCAGUUGCAGAUCUACGAGAUCGAGAGUCGCGUGGAGACGCCGCUGGUGCUGCGCUACCCGCUGUUCGAGGCGCUGCACUGGCACGCCGCCGCGCAGCUGCUGGCCGCGCUGCGCCGCCACAACGAGGAGACGCAGGACGAGGACUUCACGAUAAACGAGAACUGUGUGACCACGCCACCGGCGGAGCUACCGCCGCUUCUUUUGAGGGGGAUCAAGAUCUUAGCGAAUGCGCUGAAAGAGUGGCACGCUCUGAAAAGUACGGAUGCGUCGAAACGCGAUAAUGUGCCGAAGUGCCUCAACUCGGGGCAGCUGGUACGCGAGCUGUGUAAAGAAUUACGUACAUUGGAAAAACGUAGCAGUAGCAAUAAAGAUAAGGACAUUAAAGUAAAAAACACCUCACCAACCAAAUCUCAAAGCAAGAAACGCAACGAAGCAGCACCAAAAAAAUCACUCAAACUCACCCUACCCAAGCCCAUAAUGCACAUGACACCAAACGGAGAAUACCCAGAAGAGAAAAUAUAUGCAGACAAAUAUUACAUCGACAACAAGGAAGUCCUAUACCCCGAUAGAUAUAUUCAAGAUGUCAAAUAUGUUAACAGUGACGUCAAAUACAUUAGUGACAGUAAAUUUGUGAAUAGUGAUGUUAAGUUUGUAAACAGUGAGAUUAAAUAUGUUAACGGUGUACCCGAUGCUAAGUAUGUUUUGGAAAGUAAAGAGAUUUUACCGGAGAAGUAUGCAUAUCAAACUUAUGAAGAGGUUACGUAUCAAGAUGGAAAUGGUUUUGUUGAUAGACAAGAUAAGAAAUCAACAUUGAAGCUUAAAUUAAACAACUCUCCUUCAUCGUCAAGAGAAGAGCCUCCACCGUACAGUCUGCCCGAACACUCCAUCUUAAAAUCACAUCUGAUCAGAACAGACCGUCUCAAACCCGUGCAGCAGUGGACGAUAUCGAAGAAGGACAUUGGAGACUAUCACGAGGAACAAAUACUGUUUACGAAUGAGAAUCUUCAAGCAAAUAUGCGGAUAGACGGACAGGAUAUGAAUUAUGGUGCAGGCAUGUACUCCGCGCAAGACAUACAGGAGUACCAGUACGAGGAGGCCGGCAAGGGCUACCAGCAGCUGUACGCGCCGGAGCUGGCCUACGACUACGCGCCCCCCGCGGCCCCCGCCGCCCCCGCCGCGCUGGCGCCCGCGCCGCCCGCGCCGCCCGCCCCGCUGCAGGCGCCCAGCUACAGCGGAGGGACGUUUGCGCACACGCAGCUGCCUUCAUACGAUGCCGCCGUCGCUCAUCAGUACCAGACUAACUACGCGGCGCCGGAGCCGAAGGCGCGCGCGGGCGUGCGGCGCUCGGAGCGGCCCGUGCGGCGCCGCGUGUCCAGCACGUACGAGUACGAGGACGCCGACCUGUACGUGGACGAGCCGCCGCCCGCGCGCCGCCGGCCGCGCGCGCGCUCGCAGCGCGCCGCCGGUACGCCCGCCGCAUCGAACAGCAACUCCACCGCCUACCGUCAGGCGGCGCGCGCGCCGGCCAACGGCAUCGAGUCGCUCAUCCAGGCCUCCGAGCUGGCGGAGGAGGAGCAGCCCGACAACGACACGGAAGACGCAGCAGUUGCUGGUAUGCUCAGUAUUAGCGAACAACGGUACGAAGCACCGGCCAGGACGUUCGGUCUAGCGAUAGAGACUCCUCCAAAACCUACAGACACUUCUCGAGUUGAAAGCAGCGGUGGCAGCGGCAGCGGUACCGGUGGCGGUACCGCUGCCGGUACCGGUGCCGGUAGUGGUACUGGCAGCACGAGCCGUGCUCGCGCGCGGAAGGCGGGUGCGGACGACGAUUACGACGAAGAGGAUGUCAUCAAGGAGGUGCAUCGAGACGAAGAGUAUGUGUAUCCAUCGUUAGAGAUGAGUUCGGACGAGGACGAGGAGUGGACGUCUCGUAAGCGCACCGCGCGCAGUCGGACGGACAGCAAGAGCAAGACCGACAAGGACGAGUCGUGGUCGCCGCGCGCGCGGCUGGGGCGCGUGGUGCCGCGCCUGCGCGGGCCGGCGCGCGCGUCCGUGCGGCGCGAGUGCGUGCGCGCCGCGCUGCACGCCGCCGCGCACCGCGCGCACCACGCGCACCACGCGCCGCACGCGCCCGAGCGCCACCCGCAGAGUGCAAAGCGAGCGGUGUUGGCCACCAAAAGCAAGCGACCGCCACCACCCGCGCAUCCCGUCUCCUCCAACAAAAAUAUAAGACUGAAAAAAGGAAUGAAGACGGCGAAACAGCGCCUAGGAAAAAUCCUCAAAAUACACAAAAUGAUAUAUUAAUUUAGUUUUAAAUAUUAGUUAAUUGUACGUAGCGACGGACAUUAAGAUGUAUAUUUUAUAUAUGUAUUUAGAUAACGGACCAAUAUGUGUUGUAGAUCCCGUAUGACGUAAUACAUGUCCCCAAUAAAGAUAUUAAUCAAAUGAAUUAUGAAUAUCAUCGAUAAUAAGCAAUAUUUUUGCUUCGUGGUUCACACGUGGACAGAAGUACUUGUAUGUCAAUGGAAUUUGUACAAGGGAAGAAAAUGAACGUCUCGAUAGAUCUAUAAUUAAAUGUCUAAACAUGAAAAUUAAGUCAGUAAUUUUAACAAAAAACCAUCGUAAAUUUUAUCUUUUUUUUUAACGAUUUAAAUCAUAUUUGCAGUACAUGACAAUAUUUAUUGAUCCUUAAAGUUCCAAAACAUUAAAAUAAUUUAAAACAGAGUUUUACUGUUUUUUUAUUAAACAUUGUACAAAUUCCGUUGUACAUAUACGAUUGCUAAUUUUUGAUAAUAAAUUAUAAAUUGGGUACUAAUUUCGUUACUUAUCGAGUUAUUUGAAUUUUAAUACCACGCCCACAUUUUCGGGUGAAGGUUCGUGUUAAUUUGUGACAUAUUUCAUUGAAUAAUUGGACAAGCGAAGCUCGAAAUCGCUUCGACAAUUGUCGAAUGUAUUUCGUCUACCAGUCCUGAUAUAGUAUGAUAACGCGAGCCUUCGCAUACAUUUUGAUGAUAUUUCAAUUCUAUAUAAUAUAACUCGAAUGUUAGACAGAGAAAGAAAUAUGUUUUUCACCCAUCUCUCUCACACACGUAAAAUUAUUUGAAACAAAAUAUUUAAUCUACUCUUAUAUUGGUUGUAAUUAAUUGAUAUGUUAAAUGUAGAUCUGAUUUGUAUGUAUGCUAAAUUAAUUGUAUGUUUAAUUGAUGCUUUUAACAUGACAGGCGUCUCUUUUUUUAUCCGUCAAUGUUAGGGUUAUCCGUGUGUGCGUAAUGAAAUUACUAUACAGUAUACACCCACACAAAUAAAUAGAUAAGUUAUACAUUUAAGUGCAAAACUACGUAGUGUAGAUGUAGAAAAAAUGCAUAGAUGUAUUUAUAUAAAAUUCGUUUUGUAUUUGACGUUAAAUAUUACCCACUAAUUUAUUCCCCACUUUUCUCAGCGGAUAAUUAACACGUCAAAAGAGUUUCUUAAUAAUUAAUGAUUAUUUAAAUUGAACUAACCUGAUGUUUGUUUAUGUAUUGUUUACAAAACAAUGUAGAGAUAUUUCAUUCAAGUAAAUAAUCAAUAUUUAAAUGAAAACUGGAUAAAAAUCUAUUUAGUGAUUUUGAAAUGAAUACCAAAUACGACAAGAACAUAAGAGACGGUAUUUUUAAUAUGACAACAGUAAUGUUAUAUUGCGCCUGUCAUGUUAGAAUAUCUUAAUUUGUAUAUUUCAAUUCGAUUCUGAAGUUAUUUAAUUGUUCUUUUAUAAUGGUGUCUCUUUUUAACAUUGUUGUUUAAAUAAAGACAGCAUUUUACUAAUUUUAUAAAAAUGAAACGUAUCAACGACAUUAAUUUUUGAGUCGAGGUUUAUUCAGUCGCAGAGAUGUGAACGCAGCUUUACACUCUGCUGUCACUUGUGAAGAUUCUGUUCUACACAAUUUUCAAAUCUCAAAGUGAAACGGAAAUUGCAAUAUUUUUUGUUUUAUCAUAUUACUUAAGCUUGGAAUUUUUUUACGAUUGAAACUGUAUUAAGACAACGUAUCACUGUAUCGGAUAUGUGUGUCCGAGGCCUAAUAAUUUUAGAAUCGAAUUAUCUACUUAAAACUUAUUUUGAUGUUUAAAAUGUAAAAAAAAGACAAAAAAUAUGUAUUGUUUUUUUUUUUGCAAACUCGCCACCGAAUAUAAAUUUUUAUUAAAAGUUAAAUAGAAAAGAAAUAGUUUUUUAUAUCACAUUGGUAUUUUCGUUGUUACUUUAAGUGAUAAUAGUUGUUAAGAAUUAUUUUCUAAAUGUUAUUAUUUUGUUAAUUUAAGCUGAAUUCGAAAUGGGUGCAAAUUUUGUUUAUCCAUGACAUUUAAAUACAUUCAAAAUUCGAGUCGAGUAUAUCGUAUAGGGACAGUUUAAAUAUUACAUAUGCACCAAAAUUUCUUUACUUACAAUUUUUCUUUUAUUUAUUUUAUUUUUACAUAUGGCAACCCUACUCGCCUUUAUUCAAAAACGAAAAGUAGGUUCUGGGAUUGACAAUUCUGUUUAACGAAAAUCGUAAAAAAAGUAUGGAAAUGUAAUGAAAUGAAUAUCACCACAUUAUCAACAAUUAUUGACGUAAUGAUUUGAACUUUUUGAAAUUUAGACGAAAGCGAAGUUCGAUAACCUCUUCAACCAUUGUAAACGGUACUCUUAAUUUUGUGACCCCUUUGUAUGAAUUCUAAACAUGUCAUGUGGAAUGAAUAAAAUUUGCACUUAUUAGCUUAUUAUCAUUGAAAAAAACAGGGUGUAUCAUUUAUAUAUUAAAAAAAAAAUAGUUGUAAGCUGCACACACACAUACAAAGAUACAUGUACGUGUAAGUAUUCAUCACGCGUGUUUUUUCAAUUGUUUUUUUUUUCUCUCGAAAAUAUCAUUAAAUUAUUUUCUAUAUUUCAAAGAAUGUGCUAUGAGUGGACUUAACUUUAUUUACUUGCGGGUGUCUAGAUAAUUUUAGGAUUAAGCGAAUAUUAUGAACUAAAGAUUGUUUUUUUUUUAUAUAUUUGAAUACAUUGUAUUGAUAUUAGCCCGCAACACUAUUCGGAAUAGAAUCGGCUGUUAAAGUUGAUUAACAGAUAUAUACAUUCAAAAAAUAGUUUUAAUUCGUUUUUUUUUUUUUUUAAAUGUAAUAAUGUUAUUCUUUAUUCAAAAGUUUGUGGCUAUUUUAUAAUUCAAAACAGUUGCUAUUAUGACAUUAAAAUACGACCGUGUUAUGCAGAAAUGUACCAACCGACAUAGCAGUAAUAAUCGUUGUUAAGUGUUAAGAGAGCAAAGCAAAGUUAUGGAAUACUAGUCGCCCACGUAUUGGUUCGCGCUUUUGAGAUUGGAUUGGAUUACAAGUUUGCUUCAUACCAAAUGUCGAAUUCGGUUCAGUAGUUUGACCGUGAAAGAGCAACAGACAGACAGACUUCGCAUUUAUAUUAUUAGUAUAGAUAAAAAAUAGUAUCAUAGUUAUAUACAUAUAUAAUUUGACAGGAUUACUGUCAAUAUGGAGGUUUUUCUCUUUUAAGUUUUAACAAUGAUUAAUUAUUAGUCAUUCUGAGGGUUAGUACAUUUCUGCACAAUACGGUUGAAUUCUAUAGACAUGCCAAGUAUAUCUGAUACUUUUCUUAUUCUAAUUCGAUAUAUCCACUGCAGAACAUCAACUUCUAUACCGUUGACGUGUUGAAUGGUAUUAGGUGGGUCUAUGGUACACCAUAGACUUUGAAUAGGCUAGACACUGCAUGUUCAUUGGAUUGUAUGAAAACCGAGCGUGUCGUCUCGUCUGUCUGUCAUGGGAACAUGAUAAUAAAUGAUUUUAAAAUUAUAACAGUUAUUUGAACAACAACACUACUUAGCGAUGGUGGGCUGUUAAAUUAUACCUCCACUGAGUCGAUCUACAGCCCUAGAAGAGUACGGUUCAUAACGGCUGAAUUAGAGAUUUUGACAUAUUGAAGUAAUAGCGCGUCAAGUUUGUGCAAAGCACUUCAGAUAUGCCUGGUUGGACACUCUAAACCUGUGUGUUGUAUCGUAUAUGAUUUAAAAAGUAAUAAAAAUUAAUAUGAUUUCGAAUUUGUUAAUCAACUUUACCACUUCCGGUCGUAGUAGUAACGUAUGCCUUUACUCACAUUAAUGCCUUUUGUGUAAUAUAUAAUCAAAAUACCACGAUGUAUAUAAAUAUAAUAUUCUAAAUAUAAUGUCUCGUGAAUGCAAAAUUAUUUUCAAACUAGACAUUAAAUGAUAUUGAACCGAAUAAAAAAAUAGUGCCUCAGUAGUAUCAUUUACUUACAAACAGUAAUGUAAGUUAGUGUAGGAUUUAUUAUACGACACAUGGUAGUGUUCUCUUUGUCUCGACAUAUAUAUGGAACGAUAUUGGACCGACAUAUUCGUUAAAAUAAGAUUUUAUUGCAAAUUUGUUCAGUCAAUGAAAUGUCCAGCGAAUAUAAGUUAUGAGAAAUUUACUCCUACUGAAGAAUUAUCUGUUCCGAGUUAGAUAGACAUCUCUGCUAUUAACAAUUAACAGUUGUAUGUCUUUAUGUAACACAAAACUUCCACUUAACUACUUAUAUCUAUUUUAAUUCUUAAAAAAAAUUUUUUUUUUUUUAAGAUGACCAAAUACCAUAGAUUUCCGAUCUCGAUCAACGUCAAUGUCAAUCAUUCAAGGUCAAAGUUGUUUGUUAAUCUUUAUUUAAUAGGUUAUUGGAAUGGGCUAUCUUACGCAAUCAUAUUUCGAAUUGGACUGUAUCAAUCCCAGCGCGGAAAAAGUAUACAGCUGUAGGAGAUUAGUACAGAUAAAAUAAUACUUUUUAAUAAUAUUUUAUUUAAAUGAAAAUGUUCAUUGUAACGCUGGCCGUUAUAUUAUCUUAUUACAAUAAUUGCUAGUGGAUAUUUUAUUGACUGGACAUACAGACUAAUUUAUUUGAGAAGAGGAUUUUAUCAUGUGAUAAAUGAUAUUUGUUAUUUAAUAUAAAUAGAUUAGUAUAAACAUGUAAAAUAGAUUUAUUCUAUAAAUAUAUAAAGAUAUAUGUUUCCACUAAAAUAUCUGAACGAUAUAGAUUAUAAAGGCGAAUUUGUUGAGGAUUUCCGUUGUUGAUUUAAAAAUAUUCCCAUUUAAAUCUGUUUUACGUGUUUAUAUUAAUUACAAUAUCAAGAUGACGCGAAAGAUUAAAUGUAAAGAAAGAUUGUUGUAAGCUAUCCAUGAAUGUAAUAAAAUGUGUAUUGAUGUGACGAA
Vanessa atalanta (red admiral) is the source of this 8257-nucleotide messenger RNA. Its product is annotated as lysine-specific demethylase 7A-like. NCBI's taxonomy places the organism in Eukaryota, Metazoa, Arthropoda, Insecta, Lepidoptera, Nymphalidae. The coding region runs from base 5 to 3349 and encodes 1114 amino acids. The transcript has 23 exons. Gene Ontology annotation, molecular function: histone demethylase activity; transcription coregulator activity. The record is from RefSeq and is a predicted model, not a curated record. Gene Ontology annotation, biological process: regulation of transcription by RNA polymerase II; protein demethylation.